This is a messenger RNA of Culicoides brevitarsis, 3409 nucleotides long. It is a transcript of the gene Evi5, whose product is annotated as ecotropic viral integration site 5 ortholog. NCBI's taxonomy places the organism in Eukaryota, Metazoa, Arthropoda, Insecta, Diptera, Ceratopogonidae. The record is from RefSeq and is a predicted model, not a curated record. The transcript has 10 exons. Bases 345 to 2786 code for a protein of 813 amino acids.
AAAGUUUUUCAACCACUUCGGAAGCACUUUCGACAAAUCGAUAUAACUUCACCUGGAAACAUGUAAUUAAAGUUUUGACGACUGUAAUUGCCGGCUGUCGAGCACAAAAAAGCACCAAACACGAAUUUUGCAGUAUUAGUUUUUUUUAAAGCACAAUCUAAUUAAAUUUCUUCUUCGCAUGUGACCGCAACGAAGAAACUACAACAAAAAAAAGUGAUUUAUGUGCAAUUCUUUUAUCAUUUCCCAACAACAAAAAUAAAAGAAAAAGGAAAAAAUCUCGGCAAAAGAGAAAAAUUUUCAUCAUUCAUCAUCAAAACGACAAUUGAGGAAAUCCUGGCAGCAAAAUGACUCUCUCGACAUCGGAAUCGGACAACAACAACGUGCGAAAUAUGGAAAAUGAGUCGAUACCAACGGCAGAGUUGCAGUUGCUGGCAAAACUCGAGGCUGCCAAUAAACUCAUCGAAAGUGACUCGAAAAGCUUGAAUUCGUUGCAGAGUUCGGCGCACAGCAGAAAAAGCUCCGACACGAGUCAAAUUAGUUUGAAUUCUGGUGCUUCCUCCGCCGGCGAAGAAGACGUUUGGUCCGCAUGGGGCUCCAUCGUUGGCGAUUGGGAAGCUGCCCAGAAGCGCAAAAACCCUUCCGUGAAGGAUUUGAUACGUCGCGGGAUCCCGCAUCACUUUCGUGCAAUAGUCUGGCAAUUGUUAUGCAACGCCGCCGACACCGACAAAAAACAAUAUGCGGAAUAUAUCAAAGCUACUUCGGCCUGCGAGAAGGUUAUUCGACGCGAUGUCGCCCGCACCUACCCCGAACACGAAUUCUUCAAAGAAAAAGAGGGACAAGAGGCCCUUUUUAACGUCAUCAAAGCGUAUUCGUUGCACGAUCGCGAAGUCGGUUAUUGCCAAGGUUCCGGUUUUAUCGUCGGACUGUUGCUGAUGCAGAUGCCGGAAGAGGAUGCGUUCGCUGUGACGGUGCAAAUUAUGCAGGAACACAAGAUGCGUGACAUGUUCAAGCCUUCGAUGAUCUAUUUGGGACUUUGCAUGUAUCAAUUGGAGAAUUUGGUGCAGGAGCAGAUGCCGGAUUUGCAUGUUCAUUUUCAAUCUCAAGGUUUCCAAACGACAAUGUACGCAUCAAGUUGGUUCCUCACGUUGUACACAACUGCCCUAAAUCUGAGCAUAAGUUGUCGUAUUAUGGAUAUUUUCCUCAGCGAAGGCAUCGAAUUCAUCUUUAAAAUGGCUCUGGGACUUUUAACCAUUGGAAAAGAGACGCUUCUCUCCUUGGACAUGGAAGCGAUGCUGAAAUUCUUCCAAAAAGAGCUUCCGUUGAAGGUUGAAGCUGACGUUGAUGGUCUCUUCAAUCUCGCGUUCCAGCAGAAAAUUAAUCAGAAGAAAAUGAAAAAGAUGGAAAAGGAAUAUGCGGACUUACGGAAGAAAGAACAAGAAGAAAUGGUCGAGCUGAGACGAUUAAGGAGCGAAAAUCGACUUUUGAAGAAGCGAAAUGAGCUGUUGGAGGGCGAGAGUGCCGAACUUGCAGCACGGCUGGUCCGUGGUCAAGUAUCCCGUGCCGAGGAAGAAGAAACAAGUUAUGCCAUUUCAUCCGAAUUACAUCUCCUGAAACGUUCGCAUUUGGAGAUUUCGCACCAAUUGGAGGUCGCUAACGAAGAAAUUCGUGCUCUAAGUUUGCGACUACAGGAAAAUCAACAACCGGAAAGUAGAGAUAAUUCUCUCGAAUCUAACAAUUCACGUCAAAACUCCAUCGACGAAUUAUGCAUGAAGGAGGAGGCGUUGAAGCAACGCGACGAAAUGGUGUCAUGCCUGCUGGAGGAACUAGUCAAAGUGCGUCAGAGUCUCGCCGAGAGCGAAGAUACCGUACGCAGUCUCCGUUCGAAGAUGCAAGAGCUCGAGGAGGACAAAAAACGUUUGCGCGAAACGACAACCGACAAUUCCGUGGCGCAUUUGCAAGACGAGCUCAUUGCCAGCAAGUUGCGUGAAGCGGAAGCAAGUUUAUCGUUGAAAGAUUUAAAACAACGCGUGCAGGAGCUAAGUACGCAGUGGCAACGUCAAUUACACGAACACAAGAACGAAAACGCGCCGGCGCCCGAUUCGACGCCCAAAAAGUUGGGAAUCCCGUUUUGGGGCGAUGCGGGCAAAUCGCAAGAACAUGCCGCGAAAUUGGAAGAGGAACUCAUGACAACGCGAAUUCGUGAGAUGGAAACGCUCACGGAACUGAAGGAGCUGCGACUUAAGGUGAUGGAGUUGGAGACACAGGUGCAAGUUUCGACGAAUCAGUUGCGUCGGCAGGACGAGGAACACAAACGCGUCAAGGAGGAACUCGAGGAAGCCAUUCAGCGGGAACGUGACUUGGCGAAUAAGGCACGCGAGCAGCAGCAUAGGUACUCUGACUUGGAGUCCCGCAUGAAAGACGAACUCAUGAAUGCCAAAAUUAAGUUUACCGAACAGAGUCAGCACGUAGCAGAGCUAAAACAGGAGAUUUCGAGGCUAGAAACGAAGAACUCCGAAAUCCUCGCUGAAGGCGAACUCCGGUCAAAUAAUCUCGACGAAUCGGAUCGCGUACGCGAUUUACAAGACAAAGUUGCCGAUCUGCGAGCUGAGUUGGCAGCAAUAAAAUCUCGCGGUACGACGAUAAAUCUGAAGAAAAUGAAGAGCAACUCCAUCAACAGCAUCGACUCGAACGAAAUUGACUUUAGUGAGAUCCAGUUAUCGACUUCGACAACGACUCCCGUGCGCAAAGAUAGUGUCGCGCCCCUGCCAACGACUGCUGCUUCAUGAUUCUUUGGAAUUACUGAUACUCCUAAAUUGAUUGUAAAAGUAUAAAAAAUAACGUUUGUAGCAUUAAAAUGUAGAAAAUCGUAGAAAUUUAAGACGUUCAAAGGAAAAAAUUACUUCUAUUGUUUGAAUAUCGUGACAAUUUUAUAUUUAAAAAAAAAAAUAAGAAAAUGCAAUCUAAACACAGGUAGAAAAUUUUUGAAUUUAAAAAAAAAAACAAAAUAUUUUUUAUUGGAAAGUCAAAUUUUUGACUCCAUAAGUUGCCAAAUUUUAACUUUUUAUUUAAAAAAAAAUUCAAAAAAUUACGAAUUUUGUUUUAAAAAAAUAUUAAAAAUUAUUCAAGUACUUAUAAAAUUAAAAAAAAAAUAUUUAUAAAAAUUAAAUAUAUGAUAGACCAAAAUUCUAGACCACACACAGAUACACACCACAUAUCUAGAUAAGAAAAAAAAUUUGAUGGGAACGUCCUCAGGUUAAAUUGACGCUUCCUUUGGUGUUUUUUUUGCGUUAAACAUUCCAUUUCUAAUCAUCUAUCCUGUAUUAUUUUUUUUCUAUUUUUAAUUUUUUUUUAUAUUUUUAAGAUUUUACGUACUUUUUGUAUUAUAAAGAAAAAAAUCCUAGUCUUUGUA